Messenger RNA from Oryza sativa Japonica Group (Japanese rice), 3557 nucleotides. RefSeq lists its product as uncharacterized. Gene Ontology annotation, molecular function: 5'-3' DNA exonuclease activity; damaged DNA binding; protein binding. Gene Ontology annotation, biological process: interstrand cross-link repair; double-strand break repair via nonhomologous end joining. NCBI's taxonomy places the organism in Eukaryota, Viridiplantae, Streptophyta, Magnoliopsida, Poales, Poaceae. The record is from RefSeq and is a predicted model, not a curated record.
CAAAAUUUCUCCCCCCGAAAAUUUCCAUUUCGCGCUCCCUCGCCUCGUUCCCCUUCCACUUCCACUCCCAGAUGCCGGCGAACCCCAAGCUCGCGGCGAAGCCCUCGCCGUCGCCGCCGACCGCCGCCGCAGCCGCCUCCCGGCCGAAAGCCACAGCCAAACCUCCCCUCGGUGCCGGAUACCGCGACAACGACGACGACGACGACGAUUUCCAGAGCCCUCCCCGUGCCAGCAGCCGCGCCGCCCGCGCGUUGAAGCCCUCCGGUAAUGGCGCGGCCUCGCGCCGCCCCAGCAAGAGGUUGAAGCCGUCGUCCUCGUGUUGCUCCGGGAAGGAGAACCGUCCAGCCGCCGCCGGUAGUGGCAGGGCUCCCGCUGGGAGGGCCGCCUCGAAGGGCGCGGGGGUUGGCGAAACCCUAGGUGUCGUCUCGAGGGUUAGCAGCGGCGUUCCAGGCGGGGACAAAGCGAGGGGCGGAGGAAUUUGCGGCCUAUUGAGGUGCGGAUCUGAUGACUUUAGUUCAGUUUCUAAUGGGAAGAAAGGAUUGGAUAGAUAUUGGCGUCGCGAUGGAGGUUUGCAUUCUCGCCCCAAUCCGAUGGAUUCCACGGUUUCGAUGCCGGAUGCCACAUGUGAUUUGGAAAAUGGGGGUUCUCAAGUGGCGCAAAUGCUCAGCUCCAAUGACCGUAUCUCAGUUCAGUUGGAGGGGAACGCUAAGGUGGAGUUGGGAAAGUCUGAAUCUGACCCUACGACUAUGCGGAAGGAACGGAAUGGCUCUGGGGCUUGUGAAAGUGAUCAUCCUGCAAGAUUGAUCGAGCCGAGGCUUCUGACAUUGGUUACAAAUUGUGAUUUUGGAGGUGCAGACUCCAUGGAUUCAAAAGAGCUUGGUUCAGCGAUUCAUCCCUCUGUUUCCAAAGAUAGGAAUGUGGAGAACGAAUCUGGGGGGGCAUCUGUAUGUACAUUUGCACUUCAUAACAGGAAUUGCCACUCGAGUUGUGUUGAAUCCGAACUUGAGAUGUUGAAUGCGAAGUAUGAUUUGGGUCCUCGUGAUUGCAAGGAAAGCCAAGAGGGUCCGGGACUUUGUAGCUUGAUUUCUGAAGAGAGGACAGUUGCGGCAGAAGGUGAUGCAACUUUCACAUUCGAGGAAAGGGGGAACACAUCAAGUGGACUUGAGGCUUGUAAGGGGAGUCACUGCUUGGAUCCAGUUGAACCAAAGCUUAUGGACUCAUGUGCAACACAUGCACUUGAAGGUGAUGGUUGUGAUGAUUUUGAGAUCGGAACACAACUUAAUGAGCUCAUAAACUUGUGCAUGGAGGAUUACACGGAGGGUCCUUUGAGCAACAAGGUGGCUUGCCUUGAAGGGAAUGGAAUGGAUUGUGGGAGUUUUAAUUCAUCUUGUGAAGUGCAAUGCCCUUUGUGUGGAUCAAAUAUUUCUGACUUAAGUGAAGAGCUCCGGCUGGUGCAUACUAACAGUUGCCUUGAUGGAGAUAAACCUGCUAAGGAACCGAAUUCCGAUAACCAAAAUGAACCCUGCGGUGAAAGCAAUGUUGAAAAGAGGCGUGUUAUGGAAUGGUUAAGGAAUCUGGGGCUAUCCAAGUAUGAGGAGAUUUUUAUCAAAGAAGAAGUUGACUGGGAAACCUUGCAAUGGCUCACAGAAGAGGAUCUUCUAGGUAUGGGGAUAACCUCUCUUGGUCCAAGAAAGAAAAUUGCCCAUGCUCUAUGCGAGUUACGGAAGAAAAACAAUGAUGCCAAUGAUUUGGCUGCUGAUAUGUUAAAUUUGGAGAAUACCAAGAAGGCUAAAAUUCCAAUGAAUGGAAACAAAUUAAUUACGGAGUACUUUCGGUGUCCAUCAUCUGAUCAAAGACAAAAGAAAGCAUGUAAAGUCAACACACCAUCUAAUUUGAAUAGCCAGAAAAAAUCCAAUGCUAAGGCCACUGGUGGAAGGCGUACUGUUAAAGGAAAGGUUAAAGAUACACCUAUUUGGUGUUGUAUCCCAGGGACCCCUUUUCGAGUGGAUGCUUUUCGCUACUUGAGAGGAGAUUGCUGCCACUGGUUUCUGACACACUUUCAUGUAGACCAUUACCAAGGCUUGACAAAAAGUUUUUGUCAUGGGAAAAUAUAUUGUUCAUCAGUUACAGCUAAUCUUGUACAUUAUAAGAUUGGUAUCCCAUGGGAUCGAUUACAUGUAUUGCCACUCAAUGAAAAGAUUACUAUCGCAGGAGUUAAUUUAACAUGUUUUGAUGCCAAUCAUUGUCCUGGAGCAGUUAUUAUUCUCUUUGAGCCAUCUAAUGGUAAAGCUGUUCUACACACUGGAGAUUUCCGGUUUUCUUCUGAGAUGGCAAACAAUCGUGUUUUGCAGUCUUCUCCUAUCCACACUCUAAUACUUGACACAACCUACUGUAAUCCACGAUACGACUUCCCAACUCAAGAGAUUGUAAUACAGUUUGUUAUCGAGGCUAUCCAAGCUGAAGCUUUCAAUCCAAAGACACUUUUUUUGAUUGGCAGCUAUACAAUUGGUAAAGAAAGACUGUAUAUGGAGGUUGCUCGUUUGCUUCAGAAGAAAAUAUAUGUUGGAGCUGCAAAGUUGCAAAUAUUAAAGCACUUGGGGCUUCCUCAGGAAAUCAUGCACUGGUUUACAGCCAAUGAAGCUGAAAGUCACAUACAUGUUGUUCCUAUGUGGACUCUGGCAAGCUUCAAGCGGAUGAAGUAUUUGUCCACUCAAUAUGCUGAUCGGUUUGACCUUAUAGUUGCAUUUUGUCCAACUGGUUGGUCAUUUGGUAAAGGGAAGAAAAGGACACCAGGCAGAAAAUGGCAACAAGGAGCAAUAAUCAGAUAUGAAGUGCCCUACAGUGAACAUAGCAGCUUCACAGAACUCCGGGAGUUUGUUAGGUUCAUCUCACCAGAGCACAUAAUUCCUAGUGUAAACAAUGAUGGCCCUGAUAGUGCAAAUGCCAUGCUGGCCCAAUUGUUGAAUGAUUAGCAAAUCCUACAUUCCAUUUCCAGUCUGGUUGCUAUCAAUACACAUUGCUUCAAAAUCACGUCAAGAAGAGUUGGACAUCGACAUACAGGUUAAUGAUCAGGAAUUAGCUGAGGGGAAAUCUGUAACAUCUCCGGGUCUCAGUUUUCCUUUGAUGAUGCCAAAGUCGUCAUGCAGGAUGCCAGGAUACAGGUCGUACUUCGUUUUCAGAUAAGUAAAAAUUCUGGAUGACAGAUUGGUUGCAAGGCUAUUGCUUCCUGGAAAAGCUGGAGAAACUCUGGUCUUUGGACAUCGUUGUGAAAUUUUCAGGAGAAGGGUUCAUGCUUAUUUUCAUCAGUAGAGUUCUCAAGUUUCAACACGGGCUGGUGUUCCUUAACAAGCGCAAGCCUUAUUUUUUUCUAAGUAUUCUCAUGGGCUUUAGCCUUCCGCUUAGCUGUAGCAAGUGGCAAGUAGCAACCCUUUUCUGUCUGCGCAUAAUUUCUCAAGAAUUCUCAAUCCACAUUUGUACAGCAAUGACUUUUGAAACUUGAUUUUAUUUUUCUUCCAAAGAAACACUUGCGGAUAAAUAGUCCCAUCGGUUUGUCUGUA